Cololabis saira (Pacific saury) is the source of this 830-nucleotide messenger RNA. RefSeq names its product histone H2B-like. Gene Ontology annotation, molecular function: DNA binding; protein heterodimerization activity; structural constituent of chromatin. Bases 5 to 379 code for a protein of 124 amino acids. Gene Ontology annotation, cellular component: nucleosome. The record is from RefSeq and is a predicted model, not a curated record. Lineage: Eukaryota; Metazoa; Chordata; Actinopteri; Beloniformes; Belonidae. The transcript has a single exon.
AAACAUGCCUGAACCCGCCAAGUCCGCGCCCAAGAAGGGCUCCAAGAAAGCCGUGACCAAGACCGCCGGGAAAGGCGGCAAGAAGAGGAGAAAGAGCAGGAAGGAGAGCUACGCCAUCUACGUGUACAAGGUGCUGAAGCAGGUCCACCCCGACACCGGCAUCUCCUCCAAGGCCAUGGGCAUCAUGAACUCGUUCGUCAACGACAUCUUUGAGCGCAUCGCCUCUGAAGCGUCUCGUCUGGCUCACUACAACAAACGCUCCACCAUCACCUCCAGGGAGAUCCAGACCGCCGUGCGCCUCCUGCUGCCCGGGGAGCUGGCCAAGCACGCCGUGUCCGAGGGAACCAAGGCCGUCACCAAGUACACCAGCUCCAAGUAGACCAACACCCAAUACAAACCAACGGCUCUUUUCAGAGCCACACACCCAAUCCUGAGAGCAUUAAACUUCCAGCAACAUAACAUGAAUAGUAAAUAAUCAUUAGUCUGGGGUUUGUAACAAUUUGCUAUUGUUUACAUAUACGUUCAUUGGAACUAUUAUUUUACAUUGCAGGAGAGUUGCUACCACGCAUGAACAGGUUGGGCUGUUAUCUUAUUGACUCGUGUGCUAAAACUAUAAUAAACUAUAACCCACAUGGGUUGAAAUAAGAAAUUCUGUAGUCAGUGACUCAUGAAAGACAGAAUUGUAACAGGGUUAAGGAUUAACUCUAAAAUUAUAAAUCCACAAAGGUGCAAGUAAUGCAUGACAGAAAUCAUUUAUUCCAUUCAGCAUUGUUAAAGCACAUCAAAUACCUUCUGACAUGGUUGAGCUGAAUGAUUCUAAUUAAAAUAAU